AUGAAACUCCUUCUGCUGGUCACUCUGCUCACAGCUGGAUCUACUACAUUCAGAAUCAGCCCUCAGGCUGGGUGGCAGUUUGGCAAUGUGUUCGAGUGCAAAAUCCCUUUAAUUUUCCCCAUGUCGGAGUAUAACUACUAUGGCUGCUACUGUGGCUUUGCCAUCUGGAACAACUGGGUGGAAGACUUAGACAGGUGCUGUCAGAUUCGUGACCACUGCCAUGCUCAGGUCAAGAAGCUGGAAAACUGCAAAUUCCUCUUAGACAACCCCUAUAUCACCUCCUAUACGUACUCAUGUUCUGGGAAUGAGGUCACCUGCAGUGGCAGAAACAACACCUGUGAGGACAUGAUCUGCAACUGUGACCGCCAGGCUGCUACCUGCUUCUCCCAAGCUCCAUACAACAAGGGGCACAAAGGAGGUGCUACUACAUUGAACCUCACCCCUAGGCAGUUUGGCAAUGUGUUCCAGUGCACCAUCCCUUUUAUUAAUUACUUCUCGGGUUACAACUUCUAUGGCUGCUACUGUGAUGGUUUCAUAAGCUACAAGGAGAAAGAAUUAGACAGGUGCUGUCAGGUUCAUGACAACUGCUACACUCAGUUCAAAGAACUGGAAAGCUGUAAAUACCUCAAAGACAAAACCUACGGAAUGUCCUACUCAUACUUGUGCCCUAGGAAUGAAUUCACUUGCAGUGAGGAAAACAAUGCCUGUGAGGCCUUCAUCUGCAACUGUGACCGCCAGGCCGCCAUUUGCUUCUCCAAGCAGAACAAAGACAUUCACUGUUAG
Peromyscus maniculatus bairdii (prairie deer mouse) is the source of this 783-nucleotide messenger RNA. RefSeq names its product phospholipase A2-like. Gene Ontology annotation, biological process: fatty acid biosynthetic process; positive regulation of fibroblast proliferation; arachidonate secretion. Gene Ontology annotation, molecular function: signaling receptor binding; phospholipid binding; calcium ion binding. The record is from RefSeq and is a predicted model, not a curated record. Lineage: Eukaryota; Metazoa; Chordata; Mammalia; Rodentia; Cricetidae.